Molecule: messenger RNA, 766 nt
Organism: Olea europaea var. sylvestris
Lineage: Eukaryota; Viridiplantae; Streptophyta; Magnoliopsida; Lamiales; Oleaceae
Product: transcription factor PRE5-like
Exons: 2
Coding region: 220-495 (91 amino acids)
Biological process (GO): regulation of DNA-templated transcription; regulation of growth
Molecular function (GO): protein dimerization activity
Source: RefSeq, a predicted model, not a curated record
CCACUUCUUUCUUCAUUCUCCUGUCUUCUUCAUAUCCAACAUCGCUUUAUCUGCUUGUGUACUCUCUUUUUCCCUUCAAAACCUUUUUCUCUGUGAUCUCUUUCUUGUGGUCCAUUCCUCUUUCUAAUCUUAUAACAAUACAGAUUUCUCCUUUACAUUUCUUAUUCUUCUGCUUCAUAAUUUCUCAAGAAGAAAGAAACCGCCAUACAUUUCAGAGAUAUGUCGAGCAGAAGGUCGAGGCAGUCGACAUCGAGUUCUAGGAUUACCGAUGAUCAGAUCAUUGAACUUGUGUCCAAAUUGCAGCAACUUCUGCCCGAGAUUCGCGAUAGACGCUCCAAUAAGGCGUCAGCAAAUAAGGUACUUCAGGAGACAUGCAACUACAUUAGAAGUUUGCACAGAGAAGUGGAUGAUCUGAGUGAGAGGCUAUCACAGUUACUCUCUACCAUAGAUGCCGACAGUCCAGAGGCUGGGAUAAUUAGGAGUUUAAUAAUGUAAUUAUCAUUAUUAUUAUUAUUAUGAUGAUGAUGAUGUACUAGGUGGCAAUAAUUUAUCAGGUAAUUAUUUAAGGAUUUAGCUAGCUAGCUAGCUAGUUCUAAUUCUCCUAGGUCUGGCCCCUAUAUAUCUAGGCCAAUCAGGCAUUAUUACCGAAUUAUUAGAUUUUAUGUCUCUGGAAAUUCAUAUAUGUUGUAUUAGUAAUUAAUUAGUGUUACUGUUUAUGUGUAAUCUAUCUAGCAAUUAAAAAAAAAAAAAAAUCAUCUCCUUUUCA